CAACUUUUGUAGUUCGAUCACCAUACGGAGGGGUCGCGUCCAUCGCGUCACCCACGUGCUUUGCAUUAGUUUACGAGGAGUAUUCUUAUUGAAUACGUUAUUAUCGAGUGUGUUAAAUACAGCUCUGGUCAUUCUCUGCCCCGUUAGCUAAUCCUGAAUUCUCUUUCUCGACGUUUCUGACAUUAUCCGACUGAUUCGGACACCCAGUGAGAUCAAGCGAAAGAAAAGAUGGUCACAAAAGCACAGAAUGCUUCGAGAAGCUAUAAAACGCUGUGGAUUCGUUUCGCCGAAGACAGCUCGGACAAACAUCAGCUGUUCAUCAAAGAACACUCGGCGAAAAAGGAGGAACCGGAGUAUCCCCGGAAUCGGACUCUCUUCGUGCGGAACGUUCCGCCGUACGCAACCGCGGAUUGCCUGAGACACGCGUUUGCCAGUCUCUGCGGCGACGUACAAUCUGUCAUAUUUACGACCGAAAAAGGAUUCAAGACUGGACAUAUUGUUUUCAAGACAGAGUCCUCACUGAAUAAAGCACUCAAACUGUCAACAGAUUGUGUCAUCUCGUUGAGCGGUGACGCGUGCGUCACGGGAUUAGAAAAAUGGUGUGCCGAGUACAACGCAACUGUACAGUACGAUGAAAAGUUGAUAAAAGCAAACAUCGAGGAGUAUAUAGCCUCCUACGAUAAGAGAAUAAAAGAUCGCCUUGAGCAAGCCAAAGCAGAGGACGACGACGACGACGGCUGGAUUACAGUAACAGGUGCAAAGAAGAGGGGAGAAUUUGCGCCGACUAGAAAGGAGUCCACCAUCAGCAAGGUGAAGGGCAAGGAAGAGCGUAAAAAGAAGCAACUGCUGAACUUUUAUACCUUUCAAAUUCGCGAGGCGAAAAAGCAGAAUCUAGCGGAGUUGCGGGAAAAGUUUGAGCUGGACAAGAAAAGACUGCAGGAGCUGAAACAAAAGCGGACAUUCAAGCCGUUUUAGGUAUGUAGCUGUAGAUAGGAACAUGAUUGUAAAAUUGUAGGGAUAAUAAUUAAAUAACUAUAAGGAUAUGAAUUGGGACACGAUAUCAAAAUUAUAGGAAUCAUUGUUAUCGCAAUAUUAAUAGCGGUCCUUCAUUCGUUUGUCGUUGUACGAAGCUACCUAUUUCCUCGAUGUCUAUUUUCAUUAAUCGCUUGUACAGUUAUGGUCAGAAAGGUUGUCCGACGUCUUGUAACAAGUUUUCAGAAUAUUUCGGAGUAUUGUUGCAUAGAUAUUCGUGCGUAUCAUUCCAUUGUUCUAAUAAUGUGCCACUGCACAUAUUCGUGAGCAAGAGCUACAAUCUCUCGCGUGAUAGACUGUAUUUCCGAAAUUGAUGCCUUUCCGUACGAAUUUAGCACAUGUAGAACCAGGGUGUCCAGUGGUCAGGGAAAUCAGAAAAACCGGGAAUUGUCAGGGAAAAGUCAGGAAAUUUUACUAUUUAUCUGGAUUUUUUUACAUCGUUUAACAUUUUUUCUGCAUAAUUUAAAGUUUCUAGAAAAUAAACUUCUCUUUGGCUCUCAGUAUACUAAUUUCCUGUUUUGCUAAACAUCAAUUUAUUUAUAAGCGUGGUCGGUAAUUUAUAUUUUCAUCGUCGUGUUGUUUCAUUUCAAUGUGUUCAACUGAGAAAAAACUAUAAAAAAAGAUGAAUUACUAAACAAUACUAUCUAGUAAGUUGCAAACAAAAUGCAGUUAAGCAAAACGAAGGCAUCAUACAUGAUCACGUACGGUAUCAUAAAUGGUUGGAAUGGUUUGUAAUAUGUUCGUUCCUAUUACACAAUGUAUUCUACAUAGAUGGUAUAAUUGCUUCAAUUUAAAUUUUUACCUUUUUAAAUUCCGGACUCUUGUUUCCCGGGAAAAAUAUUUCAAGGACUUCGACAUUUAACAUUCACUUGAUUUACCAUACAAAUGUACGCAAAUGAUGCAUCUUGAAAAAAGUUACGCUAAACGUUCAGGGAAAAAUUAAUUCCGACUUCUGGAAAACCUGGAAAAGUCAGGGGAUUUUUUUCAUUGUGUUUGCUGGACACCCCUGAGAACACAUAUACAUUUUCCAUGUACGCAUAUGAAAAGUGUAUAAAUGUGUUGUCACGUGCACAAAUUCAUGUGGAAAUAAGUGAUUCCUAGUGUACAUUUUGCAUAUACAUGUAUGGAAAAUGCAUAUGUAUUCUACUUGUGCCUAAAUUCAUAUGGGUAGGUGUCAGUCCUAGUGUAUAAAGUAUUGUUGUACAUACUUGCUACACCAUUCUGUUCAAAUAAUUAUAAGGAUAUAAAUUAGCCGCUGUGAAUAGGAAUACAAUAGGAAAAUUAUAGAGAUGUAAUCAUUACAAGGGUAGAAAUUAGGAUACGAUUGUAAAAUUAUUCAAAACUAUUGUGUUUCAUUACACUCUUUAUUUCUUAUCGAAACAAAUUAUAUACAAUAGUCUAGUAA
Vollenhovia emeryi is the source of this 2437-nucleotide messenger RNA. Its product is annotated as ribosomal RNA-processing protein 7 homolog A. The record is from RefSeq and is a predicted model, not a curated record. Gene Ontology annotation, cellular component: CURI complex; UTP-C complex. Gene Ontology annotation, molecular function: RNA binding. The coding region runs from base 229 to 975 and encodes 248 amino acids. The transcript is spliced from 5 exons. Lineage: Eukaryota; Metazoa; Arthropoda; Insecta; Hymenoptera; Formicidae. Gene Ontology annotation, biological process: ribosomal small subunit assembly; rRNA processing.